AUGCAUUAUAUGCAAGAUAAUGCUACAGUUAUUGCAGGUGGUCGUGGUAAUCAAGCUUAUAUAUUAGCCGCAGCUCCUAUCUACGAUGAAUGGAUUCGAAAUAAUUAUGAACUUCGAGUUUGGCAAACUUAUCUUCAAAUAGGCAUACAAGGCAGACAUUGGGCAAAAGAAAUUGUUUCCAGUAAAAGAAUAGUGAAGUUGUUUCAAUUAUGGAAAUCAGAGCAGUCAUCCUAUUCCGCAAUGUUGAACAUUUCGGAACCAGUUCCGUCGAUUCCAGAAAUAGGUCAAAUAUAA
This is a messenger RNA of Rotaria socialis, 294 nucleotides long. The record is from the annotation of a GenBank genome assembly. Lineage: Eukaryota; Metazoa; Rotifera; Eurotatoria; Philodinida; Philodinidae.